AUGGCAUCUUUUGAAAUAAUCACGGAGUCACUUUUGGCUGCCAUAGAAGCUCAUCCAGUACUUUGGGAUAAAUCAUAUUCCAUGCACAAGGAUCGGAACGAAUGCAAAAAAGCUUGGAAUGAAGUCUGCCUGGCAAUGAACAGCGAUUUCCAAAAUUUUGAAGAUAGCUUGAAGAAUGAUUAUUGGAGGGCAAUUCUGAAACGUUGGACAAACAUCCGAGACGCCUACCUCAAAUCAUUAAGAAAAGAACAAUACUCACAAACCCCAAUAAAACCUUAUACAUAUAGUGAAAACUUAAAGUUUCUAAAAAACACAUUCAAACUACCAUCAGCUGAAGACAGCACUUUAAAUUCAUCCCUUACCAAUGAGCAUUUCAAUUUCGUGGAAGUUCCUGCAAAAAAUCUUUCUGAAAGCGACGAGAGCGAUCGGGAAAAUAAUUCUGCAAACACACUGAAAUAA
This is a messenger RNA of Ctenocephalides felis (cat flea), 459 nucleotides long. RefSeq lists its product as uncharacterized. NCBI's taxonomy places the organism in Eukaryota, Metazoa, Arthropoda, Insecta, Siphonaptera, Pulicidae. Bases 1 to 459 code for a protein of 152 amino acids. The transcript is spliced from 2 exons. The record is from RefSeq and is a predicted model, not a curated record.